ACCGCGGCUUCCCUCCCGGGAACGCUACCUUUUCUACUACCUCACAUUCGUCUCGCAGCAGCAACACUCCUACCGAAACUGUCAGACGCCAAAAAGAUUGAAAAGGGCAACAUGGCUGUGGGAACUGUCCUUGUCACUGGUGGCACCGGCUACAUUGGGUCUUUCACAACCCUCGCUCUUCUCGAGAAUGGAUACGAUGUAGUGGUCGUCGACAAUCUCUAUAAUUCCUCCAAAGUCGCACUUGACCGCAUCGAAUUGAUCUGCGGGAAGCGCGCCGCCUUCUACCAAGUCGAUAUCACGGACGAGGCUGGCCUCGACGAGGUCUUUGCCAAGCACCCCGAGAUUGACAGCGUCAUCCACUUUGCGGCCCUCAAGGCAGUUGGCGAGUCUGGCGAGAUCCCGCUGGAGUACUACAGAGUCAAUGUCGGCGGCAGCAUUUCGCUGCUCCGCUCCAUGGAGAAGCACAAUGUCACAAACAUCGUCUUCUCUUCGUCAGCCACCGUCUACGGAGAUGCCACGCGUGUUCCCAACAUGAUUCCCAUCCCUGAGCACUGCCCCAUUGGGCCAACCAACACCUACGGCCGGACGAAGGUCAUGAUCGAGACUGUCAUCACCGACCACGUGGAGGCGCAACGGCGCAACCUCCAGAAGGCAGGAAAGCCGCACGAUCAGUGGAACGGCGCUCUGCUCCGUUAUUUUAACCCUUGCGGCGCGCACCCCAGCGGUAUCAUGGGCGAGGACCCGCAGGGCGUUCCGUACAACCUUCUUCCUCUUCUCGGCAAGGUCGCAACCGGUGACCGCGAGAAGCUGCUAGUCUUUGGUGACGACUACGCCUCGAGGGACGGUACUGCCAUUCGUGAUUACAUUCAUGUUCUCGACCUUGCGAGCGGCCACUUGGCCGCCCUCAACUACCUGCGCGAGCACAAGCCAGGCGUCAAGGCCUGGAACUUGGGGUCCGGCCGCGGCAGCACGGUCUUGGAGAUGAUCAAGGCCUUCAGCAAGGUUGUCGGCCGGGAUCUGCCCUACGAGGUUGUUGAGCGGCGACUCGGAGACGUCCUAGACCUGACCGCCAACCCAGCCCUUGCGAACAAGGAACUGCAGUGGAAGACGAAGCUUACGUUGGAGGAUGCCUGCGCCGACCUCUGGCGCUGGGUACAGAACAACCCCAAGGGAUACCGGCAAGAUCCGCCAGCCGAGUUUGUGGAGGCUCUGAAGGCCAAAAACGCCUAAAAUAAUGUUCACUGCCCCUCGGAGGAGCUCGAGAUAGACACAUUACGAUAUAAAGGGAUGAAGCCACUUGCUAGAGUCGCUAAUUUAUCGAUAGAAGAAACACAUGAGCUGCUCCACUUAGACCUUGAGCAGCAGCUUCCCGGUUGUCUUC
Messenger RNA from Chaetomium strumarium, 1381 nucleotides. RefSeq lists its product as uncharacterized. The record is from RefSeq and is a predicted model, not a curated record. The transcript is spliced from 3 exons. Gene Ontology annotation, cellular component: cytosol. Gene Ontology annotation, biological process: beta-D-galactose catabolic process via UDP-galactose, Leloir pathway. Gene Ontology annotation, molecular function: UDP-glucose 4-epimerase activity. Lineage: Eukaryota; Fungi; Ascomycota; Sordariomycetes; Sordariales; Chaetomiaceae. The coding region runs from base 112 to 1230 and encodes 372 amino acids.